Messenger RNA from Onychomys torridus (southern grasshopper mouse), 2004 nucleotides. RefSeq names its product ribosomal RNA processing 7 homolog A (gene Rrp7a). Gene Ontology annotation, cellular component: CURI complex; UTP-C complex. The record is from RefSeq and is a predicted model, not a curated record. Gene Ontology annotation, molecular function: nucleic acid binding. NCBI's taxonomy places the organism in Eukaryota, Metazoa, Chordata, Mammalia, Rodentia, Cricetidae. Gene Ontology annotation, biological process: ribosomal small subunit assembly; rRNA processing. The transcript has 7 exons. The coding region runs from base 68 to 910 and encodes 280 amino acids.
GGGAACUCAGCCGCGCCGGAAAGGAGAACUACAAUUCCCAUCCAUCCCUGCGCUCCCGGUCCUCAAGAUGGUGGCCCGCAAGAAGAAACCUGGAGCGUGCGGCCACGAGGGCAGCACACCGAGCCCACCCGGUUAUUCAGCCAUCCCAGUGAAGUUCUCAGAAAAGCAGCGGGCUUCUCAUUACCUCUACGUGAGACAGCACAGAGUUCGCCAAGACACCCAGUCCACGUGGCCUCCCAAUAGGACCCUUUUUAUCCUCAAUGUGCCCCCGUACUGCACAGAGGGGUGCCUGUCCCGACUCCUCUCUUCCUGUGGCACCGUCAAGACAGUAGAGUUGCAGGAGAAGCCUGACCUCGCCGAGACCCCCAAGGAGCCAAAGUCAAAGUAUUUUCACCAAAAGCCCGCUCAGGGCUUUCAGGUGGCUUAUGUGGUGUUCCAGAAGCCAAGUGGAGUGGCAGCUGCCUUGAAGCUGAAGGGCCCAUUGAUGCUUUCUACAGAGAGCCACCCUGUGAAGAGCGGAAUUCACAAGUGGAUCAGUGAUUAUGAAGAUUCAGUGCUCGACCCUGAGGCCCUGAGAAUCGAAGUAGACACAUUCAUGGAGGCCUAUGACAAGAAGAUGGCUGAGGAGGAGACUAAAGCCAAGGAGGAGGAAGGAGUCCCGGACGAGGAGGGCUGGGUGAAGGUGACCCGCCGGGGCCGCAGGCCUGUGCUCCCUCGGACAGAAGCGGCCAGCCUGCGCGUCCUCGAGAAGGAGAAGAGGAAGCGUGCCCGCAAGGAGCUGCUCAAUUUCUAUGCCUGGCAGCACCGGGAGUCCAAGAUGGAGCACCUCGCACAACUGCGUAAGAAGUUCGAGGAGGACAAGCAGAGGAUUGAACUGAUGCGCGCCCAACGCAAGUUCCGGCCCUACUGAGCUGUUGUGGCCGCCGGAGAGCAGGCCUGCUCCCUCACGGACCUGUUGUGUCCCACAGCUCCAUCUCUACACCCACACAGGCUGGAUGUGCAGGGCGGCAGCAGCAUUUGGCCUCCAGAGAGCUGCCCCUGCCUCCUCGUGCCAGUAAAGAUAUUCCUGGAAAACCUGACUGACCGUCUGCUCUGACUCUGUUGCCCUCCAUGAAGCCCCUGCAGGCAACAGCCAUUUGGAACGCAGUGAAGACAGAUUUAUUUCCACACAGGCUGGCAGCCAGGACAGGCUCCAGAGACCCAGCCCAGGCCCUGCACCAGCUCACUGCAGCUUCCCAAACACAAGCCCUGGGUUGCCGCCUGUCCCCUUCUCGAAGUCAGAUGUUAAAGGCCAGAAUCUUGUCUUCCCUUGCCCGCCACAGCUCUACCAUAGGAUUCUCCACCGCCUCCGAGCCCAGUGAGCCCCACCCCACCUAUUUUGUGGGAUGAGGGUGUUCGAAAGUGCAAACAGGCUCCCAGACCAGAGCUACAGCCGUGAGGAGGUCCCGGGUUGGCUCUGUAGGAAGGAGCUGAUGGCCCCAGACACGGUGUGGGGCUUGUUCAUGUGGACGUAGUGAUUGCCCGGCACUUCCACAAACUGGAACCGCUGGGAAAAGGGGGCAGCCGGUGAGAUGUUGCCCACUCAGGAGACAUUCUCAUAGCUGGCUGCUUCCAAGUGGGUGAGAGGCAACCUCUCCACACAGCAGCCUGGGGCCUUGGUAGCUGCCGCAGGGAUGUAGACGUCUGAGCUGUGUGGCUACAGUGCUGAACUGGGGCAGUCACAGGGAGCGGGCUGAAUAGCGGGCUGAAUAGCGGGCUGAAUAGCGGGCUGAAUAGCGGGCAGCACUGGGCUGUGUGCACAGGUUCCAAGCCUAGGUGGGUCUAAGUGGAAGGGCCAGCACCUUCAUAGGCCUCCCCCUGCCCUGGAGCCAUCACACCUGCCCAUGUGCUGGUUCCAGGAGCAGUGGAGGCAUGCAUGAGGCCGCUUUUAAGAGGUGUGCCCCACAAGUAAGCCUGGCCAGGGGUCAGGUGAGAACAAUAAAACGGGAGAUUCUGCCAAACAAA